This is a messenger RNA of Colletotrichum navitas, 333 nucleotides long. RefSeq lists its product as uncharacterized. Lineage: Eukaryota; Fungi; Ascomycota; Sordariomycetes; Glomerellales; Glomerellaceae. Bases 1 to 333 code for a protein of 110 amino acids. The transcript has 2 exons. The record is from RefSeq and is a predicted model, not a curated record.
AUGGGGCCCUGGACCUGGAGCCGCUCGUGGCUUGUCUUCUCCAAGGACCCGGACAGCCAGUUCAACUUGUGCAACGACCGUGCCGUAUACAACGAGAACACCAACACGCCGUCGGUCACGGUGGGCUACCCUCCCAGCAUGUCCUUUGACGUGGUCGAUGGCCUGGGGUGCUCGUACGAGGGGUCGGGGGACUCGGUGGGUAGCCUCUCCUGCACAGGCAUCUCCAACGUCCGGUGCAAGUCACUGGACGAGUUUGUCCCGCGCGGCAUCCUCAACAACCCGACGAUCAAGGCCAGGGUGUACUGCUUGUGGGGGACAUCUGCUCGAAACUAG